This is a messenger RNA of Leptinotarsa decemlineata (Colorado potato beetle), 1845 nucleotides long. RefSeq names its product dual specificity protein phosphatase CDC14C. Gene Ontology annotation, biological process: protein dephosphorylation. The record is from RefSeq and is a predicted model, not a curated record. Lineage: Eukaryota; Metazoa; Arthropoda; Insecta; Coleoptera; Chrysomelidae.
UACUUCACUCAUCAGACAUGUGUCACAUUUGAAAAGCCAAAAUUCAAAAGAUGAACAUUACUGCUUAUAAAGCAUUUAAUUUUAUUUUGGCCAUCGCAGUAAAUUACUUCCUCCAUUUCUUCACUUACAUUCUGUUCUGUGAGGACCCCGAAAAAUCCUGCGUGCUAUUUCCAUGAGACGCGAAUACAAUGAACAAGUUCACGAAUACCCCGACAGAAAUCGACAACUACGUCGAAAUUUUGAAAAAGCAGCUCUAUUUCGCUGUCCUCAAAGGAAAGACCAGCCUCAAGUUGAAGAAUAAUUUGAAUACAUUCUUCUUCUCCACCGAUGAUGAAUUGGUUUAUGAAAAUUAUUACAGUGACUUUGGACCGCUGAAUAUUUCAUGUUUGUUCAAGUUCUGCGUGAAACUGAGGAAGUACCUGCAAUAUGCCAAAGGUCUGAAGAGUGUGGUGUACUAUACAAGUGAUCACCCAGAUAAGAAAGCUAACGCGGCAUGCUUGAUAGGGCUGUUCAGUGUUAUCUACUUGAAUUUCCAACCUAAAGAUAUAUGGAGAGCACUGAGCGAAUUAGGGCCAUAUAAACCAUACCUAGACGCUUCUCAAUACCCUGGCGGUUUCACUCUGAAAAUACCAGACUGCAUAUUGGCUAUCCAGAAAGCCUUGUCCUUCAAUUUCUUCAACUUCGAUGACUUCAACGUGACGGAAUAUGAUCUUUAUGAUAAGUUACAGUAUGGAGAUAUGAAUUGGUUGGUGCCAAGAAAAUUUUUAGCUUUCAUCGGACCGUCAGAUAAUAAAACUGCUCAUCCUCCGGAAUUCUACAUCAAGUACUUCCUGAAAAACGAUGUAAAGACUGUCAUCCGGUUGAAUUCUAUCAUUUAUAAUUCAGAGGUUUUUACCCAAGUAGGUAUACAACACUUCGACCUCAUUUUUCCUGAUGGAACCACUCCCCCAAAAGACAUUCUUUUGAAGUUUUUGGCGAUAGCUGAAAUGGCUCCUGCUGCUAUAGCUGUGCAUUGCAAGGCAGGUCUCGGUAGAACUGGUUCUCUAAUAGGUGCCUACCUCAUAAAACAUUAUUGUUUGACAGCCAGAGAAGCCAUAGCGUGGAUGAGGUUGUGCAGGCCUGGUUCCGUAAUUGGUCAACAGCAGGUGUGGCUUGAAAAACUCGAAAAUUGGUUGUGGAAAGUAGGCAGCCAAUACAGGAUAAAAAAAUAUGGAUCCGACGACAAGAUCCCCAGACAUAAAUAUGGAAUCUACAGUAGGGAGUGGCCUCUGGAAAGAGAAAGGAUCAUCGUUGAAGCCAGAAGAAAAAUCCAGAAAUCAUUCACAAAAUCUCAGUUGGAAAAAAUAUCGAAACAGAAGAGAUAUUCAGCGAGCAUGGAUUCGUUUUCCAAAAACAGCAAGCAGCAGAAGGCUGUCAAGAAAUUGGGACCUAAUGAAAUCAUCCCCUACAAAAGCGUAUCAAAGUUCAUUUCUUCAUUCCAUGGGCCCAACAGAGACCCGGCUCCUUCAAAUAUGAGUAGCAUUGUGCAGAUCAACAGGCUGCAGCCUAAAAUAUCGAAUUAUCCCAAAUCUGAGUAUGCCGAGGAAAAAGUAACGAACCAUUUGAAACUUCGCGAGAAACAGGAUACCAAAAAUGUGACUCAAGGAGACAAACUAAACGAAAUCAAGGCGUCGUGGCUCAAUUCUCGUAAUUUAAGGGCAGAGUCCCUCAAACAUCCUUCUCAAAAUGAACGCUAUCGCAAAUUUCACCAUGUUCCAAACUGAAUCGAUCGUUAAAAAAAUUGUGAAUGAUAUUUUUCGUUCUUGUUCUGAAUUAAUUCAAGGAACUAAACUUAUUUUUGAUUUU